This is a messenger RNA of Ruditapes philippinarum (Manila clam), 868 nucleotides long. RefSeq lists its product as uncharacterized. The coding region runs from base 82 to 462 and encodes 126 amino acids. Lineage: Eukaryota; Metazoa; Mollusca; Bivalvia; Venerida; Veneridae. The transcript is spliced from 2 exons. The record is from RefSeq and is a predicted model, not a curated record.
UGAUCUCAAAUUGUUUCGUUAGGUCGUGAUAUUUCACAGGGUCUAAAUUCUUCCAGUUUGCCUUGACAAAACUUAGCGGAUAUGUUGACGUGUACAAUCUAUUUGUUUUUGGCUAAUGCAUUUGUUACAACAAUUGCAGUUUCUGGCUCUACAGAAGAGGAACUUGUACAGAUAUUCCAGGGAUUACAAAAAGAAUGUAAAGAAUACAAAGAAAAGCUUAUAAGCCUAGAGGAUAAAAUACUGUCACAAAAUGAGUACAUCCUUGACCAAGACAAACGUAUCGAACGUCUCGAAAACAUCAUAAAGUCACAAAAAAGUGAUCUUAUUCCUCAACGCGAUAGCGAACAACAUGAUAAUCAGUCUCUGGAAAAAAUAGUAGAUGAAAGGAUAAAGAAGGUUAAUAUUUGUACUGUUAUUAAUAAUUGUGCAAUGAUUACAAAUGAAAAUUUCGAUGUUUUGUAGACAUCUUAAUUUAAAAAUCACAAUAAUUACAGAACAAUUGGGAGAUCCAUAGGGCAAUGACAACUCUUCAAGAAAAGAAAAGAAAUUGGUGAAAAUUGCGGCUAUUUGUUAUUCCAGUUUUAAGACUUAUAAGUGAAUAUGCAAGCCAUGUACCAUGUAUGAAAUAAAAUGGCAUGUAAUCUCAUUUUAAAAUGUGGUACUUAUUGUAAUGUACUUGUAUUUGAAAAUUUUAACAUUAUCUGCAAAUAUUUUUUUUGUAAUUUGUUUAUAAACAGACAAAACAAUAUACAUUGCUAUGUUCUGUUCUAGACGCAAAACAUAGUGUACCUCGAUCACUAACAACAGCUCCCGUUGCUUUUCAAGCUUUUCUUUCUCAUGAUACCUUCCAUAUCGCAAAGCAUCAAGU